Molecule: messenger RNA, 2259 nt
Organism: Cladophialophora immunda
Lineage: Eukaryota; Fungi; Ascomycota; Eurotiomycetes; Chaetothyriales; Herpotrichiellaceae
Exons: 1
Coding region: 1-2259 (752 amino acids)
Cellular component (GO): nucleus; mitochondrial outer membrane; cytosol
Source: RefSeq, a predicted model, not a curated record
AUGCACAGAGUCGGACGAUGGUUCGACCGCGGCCGUCCCUCGAUCAAUGCUUCAACACACAGCCUCGACUCGCUCGAGGAGUCUCAAAACCUCGAGACUGCUAUGCGAGCCGUAGACCGAGUCAUGGAUGACGACAUCAAGGGUGCUGAGGCGGGCCUCGCCGACGGCAACUCCUCGUUCCACAAGCUUGCCAAAGGCACGCUGGCCUUCAUGAAGGCAGCAUUGGGAUUCGAGCAAGAAUUCAUGAAGGAGGCUUCGGAAACGCUCUAUGAGGCCGAAUCGAGUGCUUCAGCCAGUCACGCGCGCGCCCAGCACGACUCGCGUGCUUUCCAGUCCACCAUCUACGAGAGAGGCUCGGAAUUUGCAUUGUGCCAGGCAGAGGCCCAGAUCAUGUCUGCCGUGGUUGGCGUGCUCAAUGAGAGUCUGACCGAGUCUCUGCGAGGGUUCUAUAAACUCCGCAAAGCAUAUAUUACCCUUGACAGCCUCGUGCAGAUGGAAAUCAACUUCAACCGCACUCGGUCGACGAGCAGUCUGUCAGCUUCGAGAGAUCAGUCCACUGACAGCUUGCACUCAUCCACCUCUGGAAAGUCGGGCCCUGCUGCUUCAGAACCCCUGCCUCACCACCAAAUCCAGCCUGCACAUCCAUCUGCCCUCAGGAAUGCGGAAGCCGUUGAUGCUACGCCAGAUAGCGUUUCUGACGAUGAAUUCCAUGAGGCAGACGAGACGAACGCGGUCACAGACGAAUACCACGGCCGCUUGGAGGUGGAAGUGGAAUCGGACCAUACGACGGAAUUGGAUCUGGAAAUUGAAAAAAUGAAUGAACUGCCUCCAGAAGGCGUGCUCAGCCGGUCGACCACAGUAACACUGGGAAUGCUCACAGAAGGGCCCGAAUCGGAGGUUUUUAGCAACUCGCUCGACGUUUUCAUCCACUCGGGCACGAACCUCAUGUCUGGGCUAUUGGCGCUGCUCAUCUCCAUCAUUCCCCCAGCGUUCAGCAAACUUCUGUACAUCGUCGGAUUCCGCGGUGAUCGAGAACGAGGCAUUCGGAUGUUAUGGCAGGCAAGUAGGUUUCCCAACAUUAAUGGUGGGAUGGCGGGCUUAAUCUUGUUUGGUUGGUACAAUGGCCUGGUCGGUUUUUGCGAUAUCGUUGCCGACGUGGAUCCCUCCAAACCGGACGAUGUCGAAGCGUAUCCUACGAAACGCUUGGAGGCACUCCUGGUCGACAUGAGGAAGAGAUAUCCCAACAGCAAUCUCUGGGUUGUGGAGGAAGCAAGGACAGCAGCCUCGAAACGAAACCUUGAUCAAGCCUUGGCCAUUCUCGCUUCUCCUGGCAAGAGCCAACUAAAGCAGAUCGAAGCGCUGCAUAUGUUUGAAAAGAGUUUGAGCGCUAUGCACGCCCACAGGUACCAACUGUGUGCAGACUCCAUCCUCGCGUGCGUGGACCUCAACGCGUGGUCUCGCGCUUUGUACUACUACAUUGCAGGAGCCGCCCACCUUUGCUUCUACCGCCAUGAUGAAACUCUCUCCAGCAAGGAUAGAGAAAAGCAUGCCAAGCUCGCCGAAGAACUGUUCAAAACAGCGCCAACCAAAGUCGGAAAGAAGAAGAUGAUGGGUAGGCAACUGCCCUUCGACAUCUUCGUGGUGCGCAAGAUUUCGAAGUGGGAAGAACGUGCUUCUCGGUGGAACUGCAGUUUCGUUGAUGCAAUCGGUGUGAGUCCACUCGACGAGAUGAUAUUUCUCUGGAACGGUUUCAAGAAGAUGAACGAAUCGCAGCUGCAAAAAUCUUUGGACAAUCUUGCAUGGUCUGAAAGCACACCCAACUGGAGUAAGGAAGAUGUCGAUGAGUACGCGAUUCUUGAUGUCCUCAAAGCCAUCAUCCUCCGAAAUCUCCGCCGGCACGAGGAAUCCAAGACUCUGCUGAAAAGAAAGUUGUUGGCUCAAGGGGCCCAUGAGUUCAGGGGUUCGAACAAGGACGACUGGAUGGCUCCAACCGCGCAUCAUGAAAUGGCGGUUAAUCUGUGGAUGCAGCGGACAGCGUACACUCAGCAACACGGGGCCACGUUCCUUGGGGAGCCCACGGAGAAGUUACCUCCACUCGACCUCGCUCAUGAUGCAAAAUUGGUUCAAGAAGCCAAACACCACCUGGAAAAGGCGAAAGGCUGGGAGAAGUACGAGCUUGAUGCCCGACUGGGCCUGAAAAUCACAGCCGCUCUCAACGCAGUGAAGAAAUGGGAACAGAAACAUCCAAAUGCACUGUGA